AUGCAUUACUCCCAUGAACUGUGGUACACAAUUUCGGCCGAGCUGUACAAAGUGAAUCAAAAACUCGGUGCGGAAUUAAACCCGACUGAGGCGGGCUUGGUGCGUAAACAAAUCCAAUCGUUACGCGAUCGAGUCGAAGAGAUUACACGCUAUCUGCAGGUCGACUUGGACGGUCUCGGUCGUGUGAAUCAGUUCGCUGAAACACGACGCACCGGUUUGGAUGGACUGGCUGCUAUGAUUCAACGACGAAUACAGCUGAUUCAAGUGAGUUGUAUCGGUGAAUUGUGA
Molecule: messenger RNA, 288 nt
Organism: Echinostoma caproni
Lineage: Eukaryota; Metazoa; Platyhelminthes; Trematoda; Plagiorchiida; Echinostomatidae
Source: the annotation of a GenBank genome assembly